AUGGGUCCUGAUAUUUGGGAUUUCAGCAAGCGGAGGCUUAGCUGGAAGCACUGGAAAUGGGGCACUGCGGUCAGGAUUGUCUUUGAGCCAUUUGAAAACCUCUCAAUAUUCUGCAGUCCUGACCUUGAAGAGUACAAAAGCAUCCUGAUGAUGAUCUUUGCUGUCAAUGAGAUUAACCAGGACCCCGAUCUUCUGCCCAAUGUUACCCUGGGCUAUCGUAUGUUUAGUACUUGUAAUGAUCCAAAGAAAACUUUGGGAUAUGCCAUAAAGAUAUUUUCUGGAGAAAAGAAAGCUCCCAACUAUUACUGUAAGAGACAUGGAGAAGUGGUCGGUUUUAUCGGUGACACUACUUUCCAAUCAAAUCAUGCGCUGGCUCAGUUACUUAGUCUGUAUCGGUAUACACAGCUGCACAAAUAUGUGAGAAAUCUCCAUUACACCGACCCCGUCAGAGACAAGAUCUACUUCAAUGAGAGAAGAGAAGUUCCCACCGAUCUUUCUUUACACUUUCGGGUUAUUCGUAACAAAACAUUUUUUGAUGACUUCCAAAUUUCCUUUAUCCAAGGCCCAGAUUAUGUGACUAAAACAUUUCCCGAUAUGAGUCGUCCCUCCUUCUGGAGAAGAGGCAAAAUAUGA
Molecule: messenger RNA, 633 nt
Organism: Rana temporaria (common frog)
Lineage: Eukaryota; Metazoa; Chordata; Amphibia; Anura; Ranidae
Product: vomeronasal type-2 receptor 1-like
Exons: 4
Coding region: 1-633 (210 amino acids)
Biological process (GO): G protein-coupled receptor signaling pathway
Cellular component (GO): membrane
Molecular function (GO): G protein-coupled receptor activity
Source: RefSeq, a predicted model, not a curated record